GAGCUGCUGCUGCUGCAGAGCACCGCGGAGCAGCUGCGCCAGACGGCGCUGCAGCAGGAGGCGCGCAUCCGCGCCGACCAGGACACCAUCCGAGAGCUCACCGGCAAGCUGGGCCGCUGCGAGAGCGGCCUGCCGCGCGGCCUCCAGGACGCCGGACCCCGCCGCGACACCAUGGCCGACGGGGCCUGGGACUCGCCCGCGCUCAUCCUGGAGCUGGAGGACGCGGUGCGCGCCCUCCGGGACCGCAUAGACCGCAUCGAGCAGGAGCUCCCAGCCCACGUGAACCUCUCCGCCGCCCCAGCCCCCGCCCCCGUGGUGCCCACCGCCCUGCACUCCAAGAUGGACGAGCUGGAGGGGCAGCUGCUGGCCAAGGUGCUGGCGCUGGAGAAGGAACGUGUGGCCCUCAGUCACAGCAGCCACCGGCAGCGGCAGGAGGUGGAGAAGGAGCUGGACGCCCUGCAGGACCGCGUGGCUGAGCUGGAGCACGGGUCCUCGGCCUACAGCCCCCCGGACGCCUUCAAGAUCAGCAUCCCCAUCCGCAACAACUACAUGUAUGGGCGGGUGCGCAAGGCGCUGCCCGAGCUCUACGCGUUCACCGCCUGCAUGUGGCUGCGGUCCAAGUCGGGCGGCACCGGCCAGGGCACCCCCUUCUCCUACUCGGUGCCCGGGCAGGCCAACGAGAUCGUGCUGCUGGAGGCUGGCCACGAGCCCAUGGAGCUGCUGAUCAACGACAAGGUGGCCCAGCUGCCCCUGAGCCUGAAGGACAGCAGCUGGCACCACAUCUGCAUCGCCUGGACCACAAGGGAUGGCCUGUGGUCUGCCUACCAGGAUGGAGAGCUGCGAGGCUCUGGGGAGAACCUGGCGGCCUGGCACCCCAUCAAGCCCCAUGGGAUCCUCAUCCUGGGCCAGGAGCAGGACACCCUCGGGGGCCGAUUUGAUGCCACCCAGGCCUUCGUCGGGGACAUCACCCAGUUUAACCUGUGGGACCAUGCCCUGACACCCGCCCAGGUCCUGGGCAUUGCCAACUGUACUGGGCCGCUGCUGGGCAACGUCCUCCCCUGGGAGGACAAGCUGGUUGAGGCCUUCGGGGGUGCAACGAAGUCCUCCUUCGACGUGUGCAAGGGGCGAGCCAAGGCAUGAGGGGCCACCUCGCCUGCCACCUGGGGGACCCCGGGGCGGUCCUUCCCUCCUCAGCCUGCCCACACUCUGGCCUCCCUCCUGCCCCUCCUGGCCAUGUCUCCCGUCCCUCUCACCUGUAUACACACCUCCAGAAUCCCUGCCCUUCGAUGGGUCCCCUUGGCCUCCUGGGUGGGCACAAGCAUCUCAAGUCAACAGGCCAAGCCCGGGGACUCCAGGCCCCGCCCACCCUCCUGGCGUUACUCGGGGUGACCCGGCCUGCCCGCCCUCUCCCAUCGAACACACGGAUUCCACCAACCUCAGCAGCAUCCCCUCGGGUCGUGUAUGGCGGUGGCCUCAGUACCUUUGUCCCCCAGGCUGCAGAUGGCCCCUUUCUCUUGGGGCCGCAGCAGGAGGCGGAAGGGGCUGACACGGGCAUUGGAGAGCAGACUGCCUCUCCCUCCUCUCCCGCUGCCCAUGGAGGGCGGGGUCUGGAUGAGCUGCCAGCCCUUACCCCUCCUCCCUCCUGUGUGUGUGUGUGCAGUGGUGUGAAUGUCGGUCCCACGCCCAGGCUCACCGGCCUCAGUUUCCAGGACAUUCCCUGCCCAGCCCCACCUGCAGGGCUGGGGUCCCAUGGACCAGAGGCCACAGGACUAUGGUCACUUCUUGUGCCCAGGGCUUGGGCCACUUUCUCUGGUCUGGGAGCAGCUUAAAGCAGAAGCGUCAUGGCCCAGGACACUCCUUCUGCAUGGCCCUGGGGAGGGAGGAAGAUGCUGAGAGGGCCCUGCUGCUAACCUGCUGUGUGGUCUUCUAUAAGUGCCUGCCCUCUCUGGGCCGAGUUUUCUCUUUGUGAGUUGAGGCCCUUGGUUUGGCCAUUUCCGAGAGCUCCCCAGAUGGAUAGUGAGAUGACGCCCCCACCUGACCAGGUGGAUAGUGCAGAGAAAACCCGAGAACCCAGGGGCUUGGUAGGGGCAGGUCCUGGGACUGGGCAGCAGAUGGAUCAGGCUGGGCAUGUGUCUCCAAGGGUCAAGGUUCAGGGUAAGGUUCAAGACAGAACAGACUCACACAUGGAUCAUAAGUAUCAGCUCCUUCUGGGUCCUGCCAGCCUGGCACCCUUGUCUAAGAGUGUCACAAAGACCUUGAGUCCUCACCAGCUCCCCCAAGAGAGUGGAAGAAUGUCAGAGCUGAGAAAAGCCAUCCAGCCUCACCUCUUGCUGUGAGAAAUGGGGAAGAACUCAGAGAGGGCAAGUAUCUUGCACAGGAUCACACAGCACAAUGGGGGAGAGUCAGAACUAGAAUCCAGAGCCUUUGACUUCCUCUUCAGUGCUCCUCCCUCCACACCACACUUUCUUUGGGUCCAGUCCACACCUGAGAGGGUGGACAUUUGAGAGGGCAGGAUGCUUUCUAGCAUGCCACUGGAACGUCUCCCUUCAGGCAACACCCAGACAUCUUGGCACCCCAGGACGGGGAGCAUGACCCCUGGGCACUGUGGCAGAAGGGACAGCUAGGGAUGCACGUGUCCCUCCCAGGUGUCUGAGCAAUGGCACUGGUGCAUCUCACCCCACCUCUUUUUUCCUGCUCCGCUCCCCAUGGCCACUCAGCCUGAGCCAUGACACGAGAGCCACAGGGUGUGGGGCUCAGUGCCUGGAAGUGCGUCCAUGUCCUGGACUUGUGGCCUCCGCCCCCAGGUCCUGUUUCCAUUUUGAGAGCACAGACGAUUGCUCAGCACCUCGGUCCCAGGGCCCUGGAAGACAGCACUCGGGCUUCAGCCAGGACCACUGAGAUCUCGGUUGCCCCGGUAACAGCCAAUGAGAUCAGCCCAAGUGCUGGGUCAAGUGUCUCAUCGCGAUGACACGGGCUGUUGCUGGGGCAAUGGCAGGGUUCGGAACUUAGAUGCUGGGGACGUGACCUUGUUGGGUUUCUGCUACUAUUCUGAGACCUUAGAAGGAUCAGGCCUUGGGAGGGAGGUGACAGAAACUGCUUGGCCACUUGAGCCCACCCAGACACGUCAUCCCCAGUCCUUUAUGCUUUGUCACAGUGAGGACUCGACAUGGACGCCUGAGCUUCGUUCCUGUGCCAAUCGCCUUGGUCAGCCCCAAGAGGGAAGGGAACAAACUGGCGAUGUUGGGGUGUGCCUCUGAGUGUGUCUGCACCCCUCCCUCAUCUGUUCAGUCUUCUGCGGACACAGGGCACCUGCUCUUGGGACAGUCGGGUGACUUGAGCUGCUCCUGGACAUGUCCAAGAGACAGGGAGAAAGGGGCUGGGCCUGGCCACCCAGGAGGAUGGAGCUGGCCAUGUCGGGCUUCUUUAGGCACCUGGCGCUCGCUGAGCCCUGUGCACAGCACAGUCACAGGUUAGGACCCUCUUGGCCUCCAGUUCAGGGAGGUCCCUGGGGCUCAGAGGGCGAAGCGCCCUGCCCAUGUCCCUCGGCCUCCCAGGGGUGAAGUUCAGAUUUCCACCCACACACAGGGCCAGCCUCAGCCAGGGCCCGAGAACCCCAACCACACAGACGAGCUCAGGUGCACUGCUGCCGGUGCGGUUUGGCCUGAAGGGACGGCCACCUGGCUCAGAGGGACGGAGAGACAGGUGUUCCUGGAGGGACCUUCCCCAGGGCCAAGGUCCCUUUGGUGAGGCCGUGAGAAGGGUCCCCAGCCCUGAGGGAUCUUGACCUGGGGACCAGGCAGGGAGGGGACGCAUCUGCUUCUCUUCAGACUCCGCUGUGAGCCACGCCCUGGGCAGGUGCUCCACAGCUGCGCUCUGCCAGGUUUGCCCACCUUGAGGCAUGUGGCGGCACCCCUGCCAGAGUCCCUAGGGGACUACGCCCUUGCCACAGUCGUGCAUGACCCGGGACCACAGAUGGGGCCCGGAAGUUCUCGGAGGAGGACGCUGAGGCCUGGGGAGGGCGAGUGGCCCCCCAAAGCACCCUGCUGAGACUGGGGCGCUGUGAGCCCCGCUGGCAGGCCACGCCCCAUUCUCUCCAGGACCCAGGCCCCUUUCCACGCCUCCUAGGUGUCCCAGACCCUAGCCUGAGGGGACUGGGGAGGGGCCCUGCCAGAGAUGGGACCACUCUUCACCCCUGUUUUAGAUGCCUGCCACCCCGGACCCCACCCCGACACCCUGACCCUGGGAAGGGGCCGUGUGGCCCAGGCUGAGCAGCCGGCAAGCAUGUCACGUUGUCUGUGCAGUCAGUGCCCCCACUGCCCGCCCUCCGCGGCUGCCCUCGGGGUCCCCCUCCCUGUUUGUACACAGUGGCCUGCGAUGCACCGUGUGCGCGUGUGUGACCUGUGUCAUGGUUUUUGUUACUUUUUCGUUUUUGUAAAUUUGAAUGUUCAAAAUAAACUUUCGGUUUA
This is a messenger RNA of Ictidomys tridecemlineatus (thirteen-lined ground squirrel), 4466 nucleotides long. It is a transcript of the gene Nptxr, whose product is annotated as neuronal pentraxin receptor. Lineage: Eukaryota; Metazoa; Chordata; Mammalia; Rodentia; Sciuridae. The record is from RefSeq and is a predicted model, not a curated record.